UGGCCGGUUCUUGGAACGGUCUAAUUUCGGAUCCACCCCAAACCGGUCCUUCAGCCCUUCGAAAUUCUCACUCCCAAGUCCAAGCAAGAACCCUCAAAACCCUCGCAAGAUCUCUGCUUUUCGCCCCAAACGAUCAAACUCAGAGGAGCAAAGAGCAGAAAAAAAACUGCACCAUAAAGUCGUCGACCAUGGCUUUCGGAGGCUCAGCCGUGGCUCCACCGUCUGCAGUGGCAGCGGCGGGAGGACCGUCGGGCACAAGGCAGGUGAAGCUCGAGAGAGAGUGCGAGCUGAGGAUCGAAGUCAGUCCCGACUCACCUCUCCGCCUCCGCAUCCUAGCCGGCACCGCCGAGAUCUUCGGCACCGAAAUCGCCCCUGAAAUCUGGCUCAGUUUCCCUCCAGGCCUCAAAUUUGCAGUUUUUAGUUGGUAUGGAGCCACAAUUGAAAUGGAUGGCGCUACUGAAACUGAUUAUACAGCAGAUGAGACACCUAUGAUUAGCUAUGUAAAUGUACAUGCUGUGCUGGAAGGACGAAGAAAUCGUGCUAAAGCGUCACCUACUGAUUCUGAUCUUUCUCAGGGUCCCAGGGUAAUUGUGGUGGGACCUACAGAUUCUGGAAAAAGUACCUUAUCGAGAAUGCUUCUUAGCUGGGCAGCCAAACAAGGUUGGAAACCUACUUUUGUUGAUUUGGAUAUUGGCCAAGGAUCGAUAACCAUUCCUGGAUGUAUUGCUGCUACCCCAAUUGAAUUACCAAUUGAUCCGGUGGAAGGAAUCCCUCUUGAAAUGCCUCUUGUAUACUUCCAUGGCCACCCAAAUCCUGGUCCGAAUGUAGAUUUGUACAAGGUGCUUGUGAAGGAGCUUGCUCAGAUUUUGGAGAGACAGUUUGCUGGAAAUGCAGAAUCUCGGGCUGCGGGCAUGGUCAUCAAUACCAUGGGAUGGAUAGAGAAUGUUGGUUAUGAGUUGCUUCUUCAUUCAAUUGAUGCUCUGAAGGCAAAUGUUGUUCUAGUUUUGGGUCAGGAGAAACUUUUCAGCAUGCUAAAAGAUGUUUUGAAAAGCAAGCCUAAUGUAGAUGUUGUGAAACUUCAAAAAUCAGGUGGUGUCGUAACCAGGCUGGGGAAUGUCCGUAAGAAGGCAAGGCAUUUUCGGAUAAAGGAAUAUUUUUAUGGCCCUUCAAAUGACUUUUCCCCGCAUUCCAAUACCGCAAAUUUCAGUGAUCUGUCUAUCUAUAGAGUUGGUGGUGGACCACAGGCUCCACGUUCAGCCCUGCCCAUUGGUGCAGAGCCUGCUGCAGACCCUACUAGAUUGGUUCAUGUGACUAUUAGCAAGGACAUGCACCAUGCUGUUCUUGCCGUUUCAUUUGCCAAAGAACCAGAUCAAAUUAUUUCAAGUAAUGUUGCCGGGUUCAUCUGCAUCACUGAAAUAGACUUUGACAGGAAGAAAAUUACAUACCUUGCGCCUUCCGCGGGGGAACUCCCAGGCAGAUUCUUGAUCAUGGGAAGCUUGGCAUGGCUUGAAACCUAGACGGUCAGUUUCAGCUGAAAGCUCAACAUGGUUAAGUUGUUCAGUUAGAUUUAAUUUAUCACCCAACCAAAUAUGUCUAUAUUGUAAUUUCAAUCUUGUACUGACAAUGCUAGAGAUUUAAUGAUGCUAUAGCUUUGUCAUCCUAUUAAUAUAUGAGGUUUUAGUCUUCA
Molecule: messenger RNA, 1687 nt
Organism: Rhododendron vialii
Lineage: Eukaryota; Viridiplantae; Streptophyta; Magnoliopsida; Ericales; Ericaceae
Product: protein CLP1 homolog
Exons: 10
Coding region: 189-1517 (442 amino acids)
Biological process (GO): tRNA splicing, via endonucleolytic cleavage and ligation
Cellular component (GO): nucleus; mRNA cleavage factor complex
Molecular function (GO): polynucleotide 5'-hydroxyl-kinase activity
Source: RefSeq, a predicted model, not a curated record